Molecule: messenger RNA, 1965 nt
Organism: Psilocybe cubensis
Lineage: Eukaryota; Fungi; Basidiomycota; Agaricomycetes; Agaricales; Agrocybaceae
Exons: 10
Coding region: 1-1965 (654 amino acids)
Molecular function (GO): hydrolase activity
Source: RefSeq, a predicted model, not a curated record
AUGAAAAUCAAAUUAGCUCAAGACGAGUAUUGCUCCAAAGCAGAACAAGGUUUAUGGCAUACUUUGGGAGGACCUUUUCCAGAGGAUUUGAGGUGGGAAAUGCUUGUUGAAGUCUUGCGCGGCAGGGUUAAAAUAUCUACACACUGUUACGAAGUUGUCGAUCUAGACGCAAUGGUCCGAUUGUCGAAUGAAUUCCAAUUUUCGAUAGCGACUCUACACCACGCUUCUGAGGCUUGGUUAAUUCCAAAAGUCCUCAAACGAAUGUGGGGUGGCAUUCCAUCCAUUGCCCUAUUUGCAACCAAUUACAGGUACAAGAGAGAAGCAUAUCGUGGUUCGGAAUUUGCGGCUCGUGUUCUGGCAGAUGAAGGCAUACCAGUGAUCAUGAAAUCUGACCACCCAGUCAUCAAUUCUCGUUAUUUGAUGUAUGAAGCUCAACAAGCCCAUUAUUUCGGCCUGCCACCUCACCUAGCACUUGCCUCUGUAACUUCUACGCCCGCUAUUGCGGCAGGCCUUUCCCAUCGCAUCGGAAUCCUAAUGGAAGGUUCCGACGCAGAUGUUGUAUUAUGGGACUCCCACCCUCUUCGUCUAGGCGCAACUCCCGUCAAUGUGUGGAUUGAUGGAAUCUUGCAAAUACCUGUGCCUCCUAAAACAGGAGAAGAAAAUCACAUAGAGGUCGGAAAGGGCAAGGAGGGAGAUGAGUGGAGACAAGUGCCUGAGACACCAAACUGGGAUAAAGAACGGGACAAUGCAAUUAAAUGGGAUGGUCUUCCACCUCUUGAAGGCCGAAAAAUAGAAGGCAAGGUCGCAUUUAUCAAUGUAAAAGAGAUCUUGAGGAAAUCAGAGAAUGGAUUGAUUGCGCACUCUUUCAACAGCAUAUCGGAGGAUAUGGCAAUGGGCUCUGUUGUCGUCAUGGAUGGAGUAAUCACUUGCGCGGGCGUAUGCAACAAUACUGAUUUACGUGAAAGUUCGAGGAUUGUUGACGUGCAAGGCGGGUCGAUUGCCCCUGGACUAAUGACAUACGGUUCGCCGUUGGGACUGGGAGAAAUUGCAGGAGAGGCAUCGACUACAGACGGUGAAACAUACGACGCAUUCAAGCGCGACGUCCCAAAAAUCCUUGACGAUACGGGCGCUAUUGUUCGAGCUGUAGAUGCACUGAUGUUUGGAACUCGUGAUUCUCUUACGGCGUAUCGAGCGGGGGUUACUUUGGCUACCUCGUCUCUGGCGAAGCCAAUCUAUAUGGCAGGUCCAGAUGCCCACAUAAUAGCCGGUCUGUCGACUUCGUUCCGGACUGGCUCGCUUCACGCCAUGCAACGCGGGGCUAUUGUGCAAGAUAUAGCUGCGUUGCAUGUUGUCAUAGGUAAAUCGCACCCCGAAAAAAGAAGAGUCAGCGUGAGCACCCAGAUUGCUGGUCUAAGGCGACUGUUGUACGGCUGGGAAUCUCAAGAUAAAGAAACCGGUUUUUGGUUCAGGAAAGCUGCCGAGGGAGUUGUCCCUCUUGUGAUAGAAGUGGAUAGCGCAGAUAUCAUGGCCAGUCUUUUGAUUCUAAAGACAGAUGUCGAAGACAACAUUGGUUCGCGGAUGAGAAUGGUUUUCAGCGGUGCAGCAGAAUCGCAUCUUCUGGCAAAGGAAAUCGGCAAAUUGCCAGGACCCCCUCUUUCAAACGAUACGGCACUUGUGAAGCUCGUUGAACAAGGGGUCGUGGUUGGUUUGGGGAUACGAGGUGCAUGGGAGGCUCGUAAUACACGUUUUGACGCAGAAUGGGCCGCUCUAGAAUCGAAUGGUAGGAUCUCAAAGAACCAGGCAUACGCUCUUGUUUCCAAUAACCUCGAGAAAUUGCUUGGUAUCCGUGGAAUUGAUGACGAGACAACCGACUUGGUUGUUUAUGAAGGAGGAAGUAUGUUUGACCUCUCAAGCAAAGUAAUUGGUGUGAUAUCUCCUGGACGAAAAUUGGUAGAUUUGUUGUAA